Molecule: messenger RNA, 762 nt
Organism: Stegastes partitus (bicolor damselfish)
Lineage: Eukaryota; Metazoa; Chordata; Actinopteri; Pomacentridae
Exons: 6
Coding region: 38-688 (216 amino acids)
Source: RefSeq, a predicted model, not a curated record
UGCCUUCAAUUCGGGGGGCAGAGGAAUCACAGCGGCCAUGGCGAUGAGGGCAACACUGACCUGGCUCUGCUCACUCGCAGUUUUGUGCUGCUCUGCUGCCCAGGAAACGGGACGCGACAACUGCUCCUCACUAACUCAAGUCUUCCACCGUCUGCCAGCUGAUCUCAAGGUGGCAGCAGAGUGUGGACAAAGCCCUCCGUCCACCUGGACGCCACAGCAGACGGCUUCACUGCUGCUGUACAUGAGGAACGUGACCGACGCUCUGCACCAACACCAGCUGAGAGAAUGCCAAGGCGCCGAGCCAACAAGAUGCCCGGAAGCCGAGGUGCCCAGUAAUGGGGGGCUGGCAUGCGUCACAGUUGGCAACAAGCGCUACUGCAAACCUCUGUGCAACCACGGAUUCGACUUUGGCUUCCUGAGGAGGAGUCGUGUGUUCGAUGAAUGCAGCGAGCAGACGGGAUAUAAAUGGCAAACCCCGUACGUCGGAGGAAACAGGCUGGCUGUGUGCAACCAAGCAUUGACUCAAAUUUCGGGAGCAAAGACGGCAUAUUUUCCCAAAGACCAGGACUGCCGCUCGACCAAGAGCAGCAGCCAGCUGACCAACAGCGUCAUCGAGGCUCUCGCCGCCGAGCUGAAGGCUCAAGAAAUAAACGGAGAGCCGCAGCACGCCUGUCUCGUCUGUGGAUAACGGGAACAAACAAGUGUAGAAAAAUGCAUCAGCCGUGUCAGGGAUGUUGUGGAAUAAAAGAUUCAGUAAACGUG